Messenger RNA from Osmerus eperlanus (European smelt), 2883 nucleotides. It is a transcript of the gene zbed4l2, whose product is annotated as zinc finger BED domain-containing protein 4. The transcript has 2 exons. Bases 64 to 2628 code for a protein of 854 amino acids. The record is from RefSeq and is a predicted model, not a curated record. Gene Ontology annotation, cellular component: nucleus. Gene Ontology annotation, molecular function: protein dimerization activity; DNA binding. Gene Ontology annotation, biological process: regulation of transcription by RNA polymerase II. Lineage: Eukaryota; Metazoa; Chordata; Actinopteri; Osmeriformes; Osmeridae.
UCAAAUGAAGGAAACACAAUAGUGCUGUUUAGCUACCGCGACUACCCUGCCAAACCGUCAAAAAUGAAGAGGAGAGCAGACCGUGGAACUGAGCGACGCACAUCUAAAGUGUGGAACUACUGCACCCAACUGAAUGAAACCCAGGUUGAGUGUAAUAUCUGUAAGAAACAGUUGUCUUUUCACAACAGCACCAGCAGUAUGAGGGAGCAUCUGGUCAGAAGACAUAAUGUCCGCGACACGCUGGUCGGCACAAUAGCAAGCUCUUCAUUCCAACCAAUGGCUCAACAUGCCCUUCCUUCCAUUAAUUCAGUUACAUCUACUGUGGUAAACCCAGGCAUGUUCCAACCACCUGCUCCGUUCAUAGUAAAGGAGGAGCAGCAGGAUUCUGACAUGGCCGCUGAACCGGAGGAGACGAAGCGUGCACGUGCAUGUCCUGCUCUGGAAGUAGGAGGUGUUCACACAAAUCAGAACGCAGUCUCCAACCCAGACCUCAAUCCAAGCAGUUCACACUCUGGAUACAGUGCGAGCAGCGUUGCUCACAGCAAGCAUAGCGGCACAGGUGUUAAGGAAUGCAGUGCAAAGCGAGCAGGCAUGUUGACGGACCUAAUUUUGGAAAUGGUGUUUAGAGACUUGCAGCCGCUGUCUGUUGUGGAGGAGCGAGGAUUUGGUCUUUUACUGAGCUGCUUAGAACCACACUACUGUGUGCCGAACACCUCACAGCUUGGCAGCCUUCUUUGGCAUCGCUAUGAUACUCUGAAGAAGCACCUGCAGGAGCAUCUCCAGUCUGGCAUGGCCCCCUGGAGUUUGACUCUUUGCACUGAGUACUGGCAGUCUGUAGCAGGCUGUGAAGUUGGAGGCAGCGGACGACUCUUUCUCACUAUAAGUGCACAUUUUGUUGACAAAGACUGGCACCUGGCCCGCUGUGUGUUGGAGACCCUUCCCAUGCCAGAUUUUAGUCAAGAGUCAAGUGGAAGAGGGUUCACCCUGUUCGGGGUCACACUGAAGGCUGUCCUCUCUGAAUUCCGUCUGCCCGAAAACUUCGUUUUCUGCAUCGUGCACAACACUCCGUGGACUCCUGCAGAAGCCAGAGGAGCAGAGGACUGCAGGCUCGAGAAAGAACAUCUAAAUCCUGCGGGUCCGAGUAAAUCACCUCAGAAUCUUCCCGAAGGUUCAGUAGCACUGCACUGCGCAGGGGAGGCCCUCAAACUGUGCAUCCAGGAAGGACUAAGCGUGGAGCCAGUCAGACAGGCUCUCGCUGAGGUACGUAGGAUCAUCUCGCAUUUCCAACAUGAAGCACACGCAGCGGCCGCCCUGAACCAGAAAGCCCAGGCGUCAAACAAGGCCGGUGUUUGUCUGGUGUUGGACGACCCUGGCCGCUGGGCCACGGCCAUCGACAUGUGCGAGAGCCUACUGGAGCUGAAGUGGAUGGUGAGCUCCGUGCUCGAGGAGCAGAAAGCCGCGGCCAAUUUGGCAGACCAUCAGUGGCGCCUUCUACAGGAGCUGGUACCGGUGCUUAGGACGGUACGCAUCGCUGCCUCUUUCCUGAGCGAGGACAUAAACGCCCCCAUCUCCUCCCUCAUGCCGUGCUUACACGGCGUGUCGCGCGUCCUGGAGCAGCACAUCGCCGAGAGCAACUGCUCUGUCGCCCGAGGGGUCAUGGAGAGGGUUCGCUCGGGGAUGGAGCGACAUUGGAGGCUGGGAGAAGAGGACGCCUUGCUGGACUCCCCGGCCGUCCUCUCCUCGUUCCUGGACCCGAGGUUCAAGGAGCUGCGCUUCCUCAGUCCCCACGCUCGCAGCGAGCUUCACGACAGAGUCAAAGAGCUGUUGUCGGCGGAGACGCCGGACGUGGAAGAAUGCGAGCUACGGCGAGGCGGUGACGGAGGAGAGAUGGAGGACGAGGGGGAGGAGGACGAGGGAGGGGACGAGGGCGUGAUGAACCUGGGUUUGGACGACACGCAGGCCAGACAGACGCACCCGGAUUCGCCUGGGUCCUGUGGAUCCAAUGAGGAGGUCGACCUCAUUGUGCUGCAUCCCAAUGAGGCACCCAGGACAUCGCCAUCCAAAGGCUGUUGCAAGGGUUCGGGUGAAGGUGACUCCGGCUCCACAGCUGGUCUGAGGAAAAGAGGGAGUGCAGAGAUGGGCCCGUCGGGCUCUGUGACGAGGGACCUCCAGCAUGGCAGAGAGUCCAGCCUGGUGUCGCUGAGCAUGUAUGACAUCCUGUUAGGAGUCGAUCCCACCGAGCGCAUGCCGGAGAUCCACCAGCAGCUGGAGAAUUACAUCGCAGAACCGCUCUGCAAACGUAGCCUGUCUCCUCUCCACUGGUGGCGCUCUAAGGAGCAUCGCUUCCCCGCUGUGGCCAGGCUUGCCAGGAAGUACCUGGCCAUCCCUGCCACAGCGGUGCCCGCAGAAAGAGCCUUCGCUCCCAGAGAGACGCCUGUCACACAGCGCAGGGCCACACUGGGCUCUCAGCACUUGGACCACAUUCUGUUCCUUCACCACAACUGUGACUAUGUCGAGCAGCUGAUGGGAGAGGCAACAGGGAGACCCAGGGGCCCAGACAAGCAUAGAGGCGAUCAGACAACAGAGACUCUUUAUCAGUCUCUAGUUUCCUAUGAGAGUAAAGCUUAGUUAGGAGAAAAAGAGUUGUGAUCUGUCUACUACGCAGUGUGCAUACCAUGUAACCUUUGAACGACAUAAACACAUGUUUAGAAGUCCUAUGAAGGCUUUAGAAGGCUUAUGAGCUAUCAAUGGAGUUCUUUUUACAAUUUGUCUGUAACAUUACACAUUGUACCUGCUAAAUGUUAGAAAAAUAGUACCAGUACAUGUAUAUUGUAACACUUUAUGUAAUAUUGAUUGCAAGUAUAAAACACUAUCCUAAAAUGA